AUGCCCAGUAAAACGGAAGGCUUGGUCCUUACAGUGGAUCCUCAUGUCCUCCACAAGGUCGACACUGAGAACCCGGAGAACUUCUUCAGCAUUUGGGCCCUAUUUUCCAGAUGUGCCGACUCCGUCGAACAAGGUCGGCGGUUAGAGAACCUCAGCUGGAGGUUAUGGAAUCGUGAGGUCCAAUGUUGUGCCGCACAGACGAAAGAGCAGGAAAGCCACGCCACAUCCUUCCCCAAGGACAUCCCCAGUGGAUAUGCUCCCGAGAUGCCUCAACUUUCUGGCAGUGUUGAUUCAGCCAUUGACGACGAUGAGGAUGCCGUCGAGUUCUCCUCUGAGCUGGAGCCCGUGGACAUCCUACGACCCGCAAUCGUACGACACGACUCUUGCGCUAGCAGCCAGAGCCGUGGCCGUGAGCGUCAUAUCACCUCAGACCACCUCGAGAGAAUGGUCUGCACCAUUAUUCAAGAGACCGAGCCUAACUUGAACCCUCUCCCUGAGAUCAGCUCCCCCUCGAUAGAGCCAGAGUCAGAUGAGUCGCAGUCUGCAUUCUCGCCUGAUACACAAGAGGUUCUUGAGUCUCCUACUACACCAGCCACCGAGCCCAUGUGUUACUCGACUGGAAAUGCGGAGACCGAUCCUUCAGAGCUUGCAUCAUCCGCCAACACAUACAACACACAAGUCAUCCGCGGCUUCUCUCCCUCGCAGUUGCCUAUCCCAUCCCUGCGAAUUAUGAGCCAGGAGUUCAUGAAGGCCUCGGAAUCUACCGCUAUUCCCGAGCCCCAGUCUUCCCCAGCGCACAAGCCUGUACAGCUUAAGAAGCAGCCUGCCAAGUUUGCACUUGGUGGCUCUUCUGGUGACGAGUCGUCGCCCAGCCUCGAGGUUCGCCAGCCUAUGAUUCAACAAGCCAAGAAGAAGGGCAUGUUUUCCAUUGGCGAAUCCUCUGGCUCCAACGGAGAUGAGACGCCUUCACUGAAGAGCGCUAUGCAUUCGGCAAGGCCCAGCUCUCUACUUAACACGCAGAAGAAACAGGCAUCCUUCAGUAACCAGGUUACUACCCGCACCAUUCAGACUCCCAGCGACCAAAGCGAUAGUUACAUGGAUGAAAGCGCCAUCGACGACGAUGAUGAGGACUCUGAAUGGGAGGACUCCAUCGAGGAGAGCGGCAAGUCUAGCAUAGACGACCCUGUCACCUUCAAGCGUGUUCCCUCCAAGCCCAACUUAACUUCGCAGCGAUCCUUGAUCAGCCUCAUGUUUGCGGGUCAGGAUCAACGCGCCAGUGGCCUUAACAACCACGUUUCCCACUCGACCUCGGCCCUCCCUCAGCGAGCUCGCUCAUACCAUGGCGGGCAGGCAUCUCAGGCAGUAGCCUCCCCCAAUGACUCCGAUGACAAUGGUCUGGAGAUGAACAUGAGAAGAAACCAGCGACGUGCACCCCUGCGACCCAUCAAUGAGAUACCUCGUUCCACUGCUCAGCCAAUCAUGACCACUAUCCAGAGCAAUCAUCAGGCCGCUCUCUCCCCACGAACCACUCGACGCAACAUGCUGGCCACGGAGCUUACCGAAUCACUUCGACGACACCUCCUUUGGGAACGUCAGCACAAGUCUUCCACCGCUAACGCCGUCCUGAAGAGGCGCCACACUUCUCAUGACGUUGCCAAUCUGAAGCAAUAUCCUGAGAAGUCUUACAUGGGCAAGGACAACAGCCAGACUAUCACCGAGGAGCAGAAUGCCAGCAGUUGGAACCAGGUCCUCGAGAGAGAUGCACUUGGUGGAUACAACGCUCAAGGCUGGUAA
Molecule: messenger RNA, 1794 nt
Organism: Truncatella angustata
Lineage: Eukaryota; Fungi; Ascomycota; Sordariomycetes; Amphisphaeriales; Sporocadaceae
Exons: 2
Coding region: 1-1794 (597 amino acids)
Biological process (GO): negative regulation of transcription by RNA polymerase II; mitochondria-nucleus signaling pathway; regulation of nitrogen utilization
Cellular component (GO): cytoplasm
Source: RefSeq, a predicted model, not a curated record